CACCGUAAAGGCAGGCUUCACUCUCGCGCCUGCUUUUUCCCCCAUCGCCUCUCCUCCGGCGCCGAUCCCCGCUUCGCGCCUCCCUCCCGCCAUGGAUCCGGCGCCGCAGUCCCACCCCAUCCUCUCCUACGUCCUCUCCCGCCUCCCCACCCUCGCCAAGACGCGGCCGGCCGGCGGCGGCGACUUCGACAUCGAGCAGCCGCCCGUCCACACGCCGUCCCCGCGGACGCCCUCCACCGCCGGCGAGUUCGAGCUCGUCGAGCGCAUGCCCGGGCUGCGCCACCCCUCCGUGCUCCGGGCCAUGACCCGCGCCGUCGCCGACGUCUCGGCCGCACGCUCCGCGCUCCAGGUCCUCGGCCCGCGCCCCGACCACGAGCUCGUCGACUCCUCCCGCGCGAUCGUCGCCGCAGCCGAGGCCGGGGCCGGCUCGCGGGUCCCCGAGGGGGACCUCGAGGCCUGCCGCGCCGUGGUGCGGCUCGAGGAGACCCACGACGCGUACGAGGCGCUGCUGCAGGAGGCGGAGGGCAGGCUCGAGGCCGUGUACCGGUCGGCGAUGCAGGGGAAGGACCUGGAGGAGUCCGACGGCAAGGACGAAUCCGGCGCUGAGGCCGGGGAUGCGACGGUGCAGGAGGAAGUAAUCGCGGUCCUGAAGCAGGCUGAGGAGGGCAAGUCGGUGGAGAGCGUGCGCCUCGUUGACCGGCAGCUUCGUCACCUGCCCGAGGCCUUCGGGAGGAUCCAGGGGCUCCGCGUGCUCGAUGUUUCGCGCAAUCAGCUCGAGGUUAUUCCAGAUGCUAUAGGAGGACUUGAUCAUCUUGAAGAACUUCGUCUUGCUUCCAAUGCCUUGAUUUCUCUUCCUGAUUCCAUUGGACUGCUAUCCAAUUUGAAGAUUCUGAAUGUAGCAAGCAACAGGUUAAGGUCAUUGCCAGAUAGCAUCUCAAAGUGCAGGUCGUUAAUUGAGCUUGACGCGAGCUACAACGGGCUUGCUUAUCUGCCAACCAACAUUGGGUAUGAGCUAGUAAAUAUGCGACAACUCUGGGUCCAUAUGAACAAGUUGCGGUCACUUCCAUCAUCUAUCUGUGAGAUGAGAUCAUUGUACCUACUGGAUGCACAUUUCAAUGAACUAUGUGGUCUGCCAUCUGCCAUAGGGAAACUUUUAAGUCUUGAAAUUAUGAACCUAGGCAGCAACUUUAGUGAUCUAAAGGAUCUCCCUGCAUCCUUUGGUGACCUGCUGAAUCUGCGUGAACUUGACCUUAGCAACAACCAGAUCCAUGCUCUUCCAGACAGUUUUGGUCGGUUGGAUAAGCUAGAGAAGCUUAAUCUAGAACAAAAUCCUCUUACUAUGCCUCCAAUGGACAUUGUGAACAAAGGCGUGGAUGCGGUGAAAGAAUACAUGUUAAAGAGGUGGCUUGACAUCUUGCUCGAGGAAGAACGGAAGAGCAUUGCAAUAGCUGAGAGCCCUCAAGCGCCAACCACUCCUUCGGCUUGGCUAGCACGCAGUGUCUCCUGGGUCUCUGAUGUUUCCGGAAGCCUUGUGGGGUACCUCAGUGGUGAGAACAAAACAGAGAAAGAUGCCUACCUCGAUCAACAGUAUUGAAAACUCACUCGCAUGUUGUUUGAGCAUCGUGUACAUACUAUAAGAUUACAAUCUGGGAAAUCAUUUUGUGUUCCUUGUGAGUCAAGCCAUACACCUGUGCUUGCUCUGCAUCCCCAAAGCGCUGUUUUGGGGUUUAUUUUUCCCAUUUUAACUUCUCUAAGCCUUUGUCAUAGGCCCAAACUUUUGUUUCGACCUGUUCACCGGUUAUAUUCCAUUGGUUUCAGUUUCUGCUGGAACUGGGAUUAUUUCAAUCUGUUUGCCAGUUAAUUUUGUAUAUGCUACCCUCUCUAUACCCUAUGUUCUAAAAUGCAAUAAUUUCCGGUUU
Messenger RNA from Oryza brachyantha (malo sina), 1919 nucleotides. RefSeq names its product plant intracellular Ras-group-related LRR protein 3. The record is from RefSeq and is a predicted model, not a curated record. Gene Ontology annotation, molecular function: protein binding. Lineage: Eukaryota; Viridiplantae; Streptophyta; Magnoliopsida; Poales; Poaceae. Bases 92 to 1594 code for a protein of 500 amino acids. The transcript is spliced from 3 exons.